ACGGUUCGGAAGAGGCGUCACCUUCCAAAAAAAAAAAAGAAAAAAUUCGGUCUUUUCCGCGGCGCUGUUGUGUACCUGGAAACUGAAGACAUUGUGUAGACUGUAGAUGCUGUGGCAGCCCUUGUGAACUUGUGGGUGCUUGUUGAUCGGUGUGCAAUUUUUGUUUUGCGAUUCAGUAUGAUAGACGUGAUAGACGACACCUCAGAACCUUAAGGCUUUUGGUCAGCUGCAUCCUGCUUCAGCCAAAUUCAGUUAAUUGGUAGCUGCUUGAUGGUAUACAUUUAGGCGUUAGUGGGACAGCUUCAACGUCUCGGAUGUACCGAAGUACAGGAUGGAUACGGUGCGCUUUUCAAUCAUUGAAAAUGAGAUGCGCUGGGAGGAUGAGUAUCGUAUGUACUACCAGGAAGCGGACGAUGGUAGCGAACCGACGGACAGUGUCGGGCGCUUUCGGCUAAGCAUCUCGAGCGAAAGUGAUGUUGGUGGGGUAGAAAUUUCGUCCCCAAAUCAACCGCAUGACUUCGGCACAGGGCGCGAGAGCCAGGAAGAGAUCUGGGCGUAUGCCGAUAUUGAGAGCGGGUUGAAGGAGCUGCCUGGUGGUGAGCGGUUGGCGGAGCUGUUGGUGUGCAGUUUGGUACCGGCCAGUGACAUCCUGCAGGACACCAGCGAACAGAAGGAUACGGUACUGCUGCUGGCGGUUUGGUACAGCAAGCACGAUCUGCUGCGAAAAGUUCUCGCGGUAGAGGGCGCUAAUGCGAACGUCUGUGAUAUGGCGGGUCGGACAGCACUCCAUCUUGCGUGCUACAUCGGUGACUACAAGGCGACGGAGCUGUUGCUUCAGCACGGUGCAAAGGCACAGUGCUGGGACCGGGAGAAGACGGCCACACCGCUGCACUGUGCUGCCAGCUGCGGUAGUCUGGAGUGUGUCACGUUGCUGCUCGCCCAGAAUGUCGACAUUAACGCCGGCAUCGAGAAACACUCGGCACUGCACUACGCAGUCAUGCGCAACAGCAAGCGGUGUGUCGAGUAUCUGCUCAAGCAUGGGGCCAAUCCAAACACGCCGCAGGUGUACACGCAAACGCCACUGCAUGUGGCGGCCGCCCUCGGGUACAGUGAGUGUAUGGAGCUACUGAUCGCGCACGGUGCCGACGCACGUUCCCAGUACGGUCAGAAGAAAAUCACUGCGCUGCAUCUGGCCGCGUCGGAAAACUAUCUCGACUGUGUGCGAUUGCUGGUGGCGGCUGGUGCUAACAUUGAUGCACGCAACCGCGAUCAGCAGACGCCGCUGCACCUGGCCUGCCUAUCCCAGUGUCACGAAACGGUCACGUUCCUGAUCGCCCACCGGGCCGAUGUCCAUGCGGUGUAUCGCGAUGGCCGAACGGCGCUGCACGCCUCCAUCGUGAAGGAGUCCCGGUUCUGGGACUGUACGCUGAGCUUGCUCAAGGCAAAGGUGGACGUUAACCGGGCGGAUAACUUUGGCUACACGCCGCUACACAUUGCGGCACUGAACGAGUUCAGCACGUGCGUGUACAUGCUGAUUGAGUACGGUGCGGACAUAACGGCACGGACAAACGGUGGCGUAUCGGCCCUAUCGUUCAUCAUACGCCGUACGCCCGAAAUUAUACCGCGCUACGUCGACAAGCUGGAUGCAGCGAUUAGCGUUAACAGCAUACACGAGAUCGGUGAUGUGGACUGCGAGAUACGGCUAGACUUUCGGCUACUCGUGCCGAACAAUGAUCGGGGUGAGACGGAGCUGCUGCUCGCGUUCAUCGAGGUCGGCCAGAAGCGCAUCCUGAAGCAUCCACUGUGCGAAACAUUUCUGCUGUUAAAAUGGCGCCGGAUAAGAAAGUUUUUCAUCUUUAGUCUGUUCUACCACGGGCUGUUUGUGUUGCUGUUCACCGCGUACGUGCUGGGGGUGUACGUGCAGGACUGUAGGGCGGAUCACUGCACGAUACCACCGUACAUACCGGCCAUCGGGUAUAUUAUCAUUCUCUUCAAUCUGAUACUGCUUACGAAGGAAAUUUUCCAAAUGAUGCAUGGGUUCGUCAGCUACGUCCGGUAUUGGGAGAACUGGUUGCAGUGGAGCAUCGUGAUCGGCAUCUUUCUCUGCACGCACAACACGCUGAACGAAUCGAACGCGAUCAUGAACUGGCAGCAUCAUGUCGCGGCGGUUGUUAUAUUCCUGGCCUGGCUCGAGCUGAUGAUGCUGGUUGGCCGAUUCCCUAUCUUUGGGCUGUAUGUGCAAAUGUUUACUACCGUUGCGGUCAACUUUUCCAAAUUUCUGAUGGCCUACUGCUGCCUGCUGGUCGCGUUCGGGCUUAGCUUCUGCGUCCUCUUCCCAAACUAUAUCGCCUUCAAGGAGAUACCCCGGUCGCUGCUCAAAACCAUCGUCAUGAUGGCGGGCGAGCUCGAGUUUGAGGACAUCUUCUAUGGGGAAAAUCUAAAAAUCGAGUACCCAGCCACCGCCCACGGCAUGUUUCUGGCGUUCGUGCUGCUGGUAACCGUCAUCCUGACCAACCUGCUGGUCGGUUUGGCCGUCAGCGAUAUCCAGGGCCUGCAGCAAUCGGCCGGGCUCGAUCGGUUAUCGCGCCAGGCCGAACUUAUCUCGCGCCUCGAGAGUCUCAUGUUUUCGCGCCUACUCCGCAAAGCGCCGAUAAGAAUAUGGGCCAUCUUUCAGAAGAUAGCGCUGCUCAAAACGUCCCGCUGUCGGUUACACUUCCGCGUUAAGCCGAACGAUCCGCGUGAGAAACGGAUCCCACGGGAGCUUAUUACCUCCAUCUACAAGCUAGUCGCGGAACGGCGCGAACGCAAUCAAUCGAUCCGACGGAGGCGAACCUACCGCAACAUGCAAACGUUCAACAACUUCCUGCUGGACGAGGUCGACUCGACCGUCACGCUGCGCCGCAAGCAGUACAAAACGGUCAACAAGGCGCGUGGGAUGCGUCCCGACACCAUGCCACCGGUAGUGCCGGGCCGUCCGUCCUCCCACGGUGCAACGCUAAAAACGCUCGAGGAUAACCAAAAAACCAUCCUCAAACGGUUGGAGGAGUUGAGCAAAGAACUCGACAUUGUGAAAAGUAGAAUAAAAAAGGUCUAAACAAUAA
Molecule: messenger RNA, 3101 nt
Organism: Anopheles stephensi (Asian malaria mosquito)
Lineage: Eukaryota; Metazoa; Arthropoda; Insecta; Diptera; Culicidae
Gene: pyx
Product: transient receptor potential channel pyrexia
Exons: 7
Coding region: 332-3094 (920 amino acids)
Biological process (GO): monoatomic ion transport; transmembrane transport
Cellular component (GO): membrane
Molecular function (GO): monoatomic ion channel activity; protein binding
Source: RefSeq, a predicted model, not a curated record